Messenger RNA from Vicia villosa (hairy vetch), 654 nucleotides. RefSeq lists its product as uncharacterized. NCBI's taxonomy places the organism in Eukaryota, Viridiplantae, Streptophyta, Magnoliopsida, Fabales, Fabaceae. The transcript has a single exon. The coding region runs from base 1 to 654 and encodes 217 amino acids. The record is from RefSeq and is a predicted model, not a curated record.
AUGUAUUACGUCAUUGCAAACAGACUGCUCAAAAAACUCGAACAUGUGAAGAUAAAACAUGUUCCAAGAAUGAAAAAUCAAGAGGCUAAUGAUUUAUCACAAAUAGCUUCAGGAUAUAGAAUUUCAAAAGAGAAGUUAGAGGAACUUGUCGAAGUAAGAGGAAAAGUAGUGGCCACCAUGUUGUCUCCGGUAGACCUAGAAGGCAACCACUUAGGAUAUGCUAAUGAAGAGGAAUUCGAGGUAUUAGCCAUUGAUACUUUAGCAGAUACAGAUUGGUGGAAUCCAAUUAUUGAGUAUCUUAAAGACCCCUCAUUAAAUACAGAUAGAAAAACCAAGUACAGAGCUUUGUCUUACGUUUGGAUAGGGAAUGAGCUAUUCAAGAAAACUCCUGAAGGCAUCCUAUUGAAAUGUUUAGGAGAAAACGAAGCGUACUUAGCCUUAGCUAACAUUCAUAGUGGGGCAUAUGGGGCACACCAAGUAGGCCAAAAAAUGAAAUGGUUGCUUUUCAGGUAUGGGAUGUAUUGGCCCACCAUGCUAAAAGACAGUAUAGAAUUCGCUAAAGGCUUCCAAGAGUGUCAAGUACAUGGAGGAAUUCAAUAUGCUCCUGCAAGCAAAUUCCAUGCAAUCAUUAAACCUUGGCCUUUCAGAGGCUGA